Messenger RNA from Stegastes partitus (bicolor damselfish), 4121 nucleotides. Its product is annotated as TNF receptor-associated factor 6-like. Gene Ontology annotation, cellular component: plasma membrane signaling receptor complex. The transcript is spliced from 8 exons. NCBI's taxonomy places the organism in Eukaryota, Metazoa, Chordata, Actinopteri, Pomacentridae. The coding region runs from base 28 to 1761 and encodes 577 amino acids. Gene Ontology annotation, biological process: protein ubiquitination; innate immune response; regulation of apoptotic process. Gene Ontology annotation, molecular function: zinc ion binding; tumor necrosis factor receptor binding; ubiquitin protein ligase activity. The record is from RefSeq and is a predicted model, not a curated record.
AAACAGGAAACGUUACAGAAACGAAAAAUGGGGGACGCUUUCAAGGCAAAGAUGGCUUGCUUUGAAAGCAAUAAGAGCAGUUUGGAGGAGGACAGCUGUGAAGGAGCAGUAGGCGGAGAGCUGUCCGGCUGUGCCCUGGCGAUGAUUGGUGAAUCCCUCCUCAGCCCUUCAGAGAGCCCCGGCACCUUCAUCAGCAGCUCCUCCACGAGCCUUCAGGCCGCCGCCCCCCUUCAGGGCUACGACGUGGAGUUUGACCCGCCGCUGGAGAGUAAAUACGAGUGCCCUAUCUGUCUCAUGGCCUUGAGGAACGCCAUCCAGACACGCUGUGGCCACCGGUUCUGCAAGAGCUGCAUUGAGAAGUCCAUUCGUGACACAGGACAGAGGUGCCCUGUGGACAACGAAAUGCUGUCAGAAGAUCAACUGUUUCCCGAUAACUUUGCCAAAAGGGAGAUUCUGUCGCUAACCGUUCGCUGUCCCAACUCUGGCUGCGCCGACAAAAUGGAGCUCCGACAUUUAGAGAGUCAUUUGGAACAGUGUCAGUUCGCCACGGCGCCUUGCCCACAGUGCCAGCAGUCGGUGAGAAAGAGCCACCUAGAGGAACACACAACUGUGGAGUGCCAAAGAAGACCUGUGUCGUGCCCAGAUUGUGUGGCGUGUUUUGUUUAUGAGGAGAGAGAGCUUCAUGAGCAGCAGUGUCCCUUUGCCAGCGUGAAGUGCCAGUACUGUGAGAUGGACUUCAUCAGAGACCAGAUGGAAUCUCACUGUGAUUCAGAUUGCCCUAAAGCUCCCAUCGCCUGUAACUUCAGCAUCUUUGGAUGUAAAGAAAGGAUGCAGCGCCACAACCUGGCUCAGCACAUGCAGGAGUUCACGCAGAUGCACAUGCGCUACAUGGCAGAGUUUCUGCGCGGCCUCAGCCUCAACGGCGCCACGCCCAAAUCGCUGUUGCCGAUCGGGAUGUCCGUUUCCUCCGACGAUCAGGGAGCGUCGGCAGCGUCGGCGUCGGCGUGCAGUGGACCGAGAGGAGCCGCCAGCUGCAGCAGCAACUGCGCUCCUUGUCAGCCCAGCGAGGAGAUGCAGCGGCUCAGAGAGAUGGACGGACGGCUGGUGAGGCAGGAUCACCAGCUGCGUGAGCUCAUCAUCUUGAAAGAAACACAAGCAGGCCAGCUUGCAGAGCUCAGGCGCAGGGUUUCCAUGCUGGAGGAAACAGUGAAGGAGCUGGAGGCUCAGCAGUGUCACGGCAUCUUCAUCUGGCGCCUCAGAGGGUUCUCUGCCCACCUGAGGAACCAAGAAGCGGGCCUUCCGGUGGUCGAGCACAGCCCCGGCUUCUACACGGGCCAUCCGGGCUACAAGCUGUGCCUGCGCUUGCACCUGCAGACCCCCAACGCCCCCCGCUGCUCCAACUACAUCUCCCUCUUCGUCCACACCAUGCAAGGCGCUUUCGACGGGCAGCUGACCUGGCCGUUUCAAGGGACCAUCCGGCUCACCAUCCUGGACCAGGGCCCCGAGGGUCAGCAUCACAUGGAGGUGAUGGAGACUAAGCCCGACCUGCAGGCGUUCCAGAAACCCACCAUCCAGCGCAACCCCAAAGGCUUCGGCUACGUCACCUUCAUGCACCUGCAUCAGCUGAGUCAGAGGGCUUUCGUUAAGGACGACACGCUGCUUAUCCGCUGCGAGGUGACGCCGCGUUUUGACAGCGUGGUUCACCGCGAGGGUCAAACGGUGCAGCGCAGAGGACCCGAGGCGUCCGUUUCAAGAGACUAAAGUCUAAAUCAUUUCUCCGGAAUCCUCAUCAGGCGAAAAUACAUGAAAUGUUAAGAGAAAAAUGUGUGCUCCCGUUCAUUCACGGUGAGACAGCGCCGCUACUUCCACAUAUCUGGCCUCCUCCAGAGCUGUGCUGUUUCUCCUCUCUUCACUGUCCUCAGUGCCUUAACCGAACGGCAGCGUUUAGGUACGGAUUAUUCUCUCUUUCCUCUCGAGGUGAAUGAACAGAAUCGAAAGAACUUCCUCGUUUAGAAAACCCAAAGUGGAUUAUUUGUGUUGAUUAACCUGAACUGCAUUGAGAAGGUAUUUAAGAAAGACUUCCUUUGUUCUUAAACCUGCUUUUGCUGUAAUGAUUUUUUUUUAAAGUUUUAUUUCCUUGUCAGGGUUUCAGGAAUUCACCUUGUAUCAGACGAGGAGCGAAUUAUUGUCCUGAGUGAAAUACAAGCAGGUACAAACAUUUAAGCAAUCAGCGAGGCCCCGUUCAUUUUGGAGGAGGAAAACUGACGAUAGCAAUCAUUUAAAGUUUGACAAUGGUAGUAUUUAUUCGUUUUCCAACUGUAAGAUCUCAGUUUGUUUUAAUAGAUAUAUAUAUUUACAGCUUUGGAAAUAAUUAUUGUCUGACUGAGCCGUGUUCUCUGCGGUUCCUGGGGUGAGUUAGGCUGCUUUUUAUUUUUCUUUUAAGGAUGUAAUGAUUGGUCGCUUCACUGAUUCCUGUGCUUGUUCAAAAAUCACCGUCUUCUCGUCGUCUUCUAUUCGACAUUUAGUGAUAAUUUAGUUUGAAUGUGCAGCUCGAAACAACUCAAAUUUUAACGGAUGAAAUAUGUACAGUUUUAAUAUAUCACACUGAAUUAUUAUAAAUCCUUUUUAUGUCUUGAAGCAGCAAUUAUUCACCCAACAAAAAAAUCAACGUUAGAAGCAAGUUGUAAAGACAAUCGGUGGUUUAAUGAUUAUUUCCAAAGCUGUACAGCACAACGCUCUCAAUGAAUGUUGGAUUUAUGUCGUCGCCGACGCAGUACCAGCGAUCACGAAAGCCUCGCAUGUUCAAAACGUGUAAAUAGUCAGUGUUUAAUCAGCUCAGCAGACUUAACAUCACUACAAGACUUUGCUCUCUUGUCGUGGUCGUAGGAGACAGCGCUGAAUGUUGACGGUACCCCGAGGAGUUUUUGUCCACUGGUGGCGCUAUUUAGCAGUGUUGUUGUUUUUUAAAAAAAAAUCUCAUUAUCUAGGAGCAGAGAGACAGAGAUUAACAGAAGAUGAAAAGUGCAAACGAGCCAAAAAGCCACAGUUGAUCCGUUCCAUAUGGAAUCACCAAAAAGGAAACUGCUGGAUACCAAAGUGCUUCAAAACACAGAAUUAUUUUCACAGUCAAAAUAUGAGAUGAUGGUAAAAAACAAACAUCAGGAGGAGUUUGUAGUUUUUAUCCUGUGGAGAGUUUCAUUGGGCGAGUGCAAUGGCACCAGGAAGCCUCAGGAGCUUCUUGUCUGUGCCAGGUGAGCAACUUUCAUGAGAAUCAGCUGCAAACUGGAGAAUGUGCAUCAAAAACGAGAUGAACUUCUCUGGUUUCACUGCGUUACACUGGACGUGAAGCAGUCUGUAAAUAUUACGGCUAAAGCUGUAGAGGGGUAGCUGCUUUGGAAAGAAUGCGAGUUUGCACGUUUGUCGGACCUCAAGGAUUCACACGGUUUGUUUUGUUGGGAAACACUGACUGCAACAGUUUGCACAAAAACUCCACGGGGUGCCUCUUAGGAAAGGUCAUUGUGAUGAGUAGCAAAACUCAGCGUGCUGUUCGUAUUCAGUGUUUCAUACCUCUGACUGUACCGCUCGUACGGCAUCACUCUGGCAAAUUUAGCCCCCUUAAAAAAAACCACAUCCUUGUAGACACGGAGGAUGUUCUGCUAACCAGGUUUACAACCGCUGAUUUGUUUUUUUUUUUUAAUGAUCACCGAGUGGCUUUUGUAUUUUUUGUGCCUUUCAGACAAGUUCCUGCUAAAUGUGACUCAUAUUUUUAAAACGUGAAUCAAGCGUUGCCGCUGAAUGUCUAAGCACCAUGCUGCCUGUUAAGCCUUCAUGUGCGUUUCUUAGUCUUCCUUUGCUUCCUGUUUAACGUCGUCUGAUGAUGUCACACUGUGUGCACAGUUAAUGCUAAUGAACGGGUUGUUGUUGUUGUUGUUGUUGUUUGUAGCGUCUGAUUUAUCACCAAUAAAAACAGGCUGGAGUUGAAUCCACUCAAACUCAGCCGCCGUAGCGCAACGUUUAGCGUCUUCUGUUUUUAUGACAGUAAAAAUGAAAAGUGAAACAACCUGCUAAAAACAAAUGAAUGCAGCUUUAUUCAUUUAAAUUAUAUCCCAACAUAUUCUAUC